Messenger RNA from Rotaria sp. Silwood1, 1356 nucleotides. Lineage: Eukaryota; Metazoa; Rotifera; Eurotatoria; Philodinida; Philodinidae. The record is from the annotation of a GenBank genome assembly.
AUGGAUGAAGAUAAACAAGAUUUGAAAAAGCAAAUGAUUACAAAGACAAAUGGAUCGGAGUCUAAUGAGAAUUUUUAUCUUGAGAAUCAUAUUGAAAGCUUAAGAAAAGAGGCUGAACAACUAAAUUUAAAACUAGAAGAAAUCAAUAAUUAUAGUGCCACAAGAGGAUCACAAGAAAAAUUACAAACUUAUGAUACGAACGUUCAGUCGGCCAAUGUAUCAGAAACAAUCGAAUCACCGCUAUUACAGAAAGAUAGAAGUCAUUUACGAUCUAUUAUUAGUAAUUCAAGAAAUAGCUUAAGACAGCAAAACGUUGACAAUUCAGUACUGUCUCAUUUACUUCUCAAACUUAUGAGUCCAUUAAUACUAGAUUUAAAUGAAAGUGAACUUGAUUCAACUGAAGCAGAGAACGAAAUAAAUUCAGAAGAUGAAAAAAUGGCAGGAGUCAUUGGUGCUAGUACAACACCAAGAAUUAGUCAAAAAAUACAUCUCUCCAAUAACAUUGUCCACUGGCUUCGAGGUCCCUUUAAAGUAAUGGUUGAUGGUACAUUGCAUAUGGUCGAUGUAUUUGCACGAGGAUCACAUGUCAGUGACGAUAUUUUGCAAGCUGUGAGGAAAGGAAUAGCCAGACAAAAACAAAUGGAAAUGAAACACCAAACUACCAAUAAUUCACUUAAGCCAGCGUUUGCCGAAAUUACAUCAGAUUGGACACUCGAAGGUCAGAAUCCUGAUCAAGGUUUCAGUAAUGUAUCCAUAUGGAUGCGUGAUCCUCAAGGACAACGAAUUUUAGUCAAAAUACAAGAGCAUCCAUUAUGUGCUGCCAAUGAAUGGUUAGCCUAUAUUUUGGGAAUGACACUUGGUUUAUCUGUUAAUGAAGCACAAAUUUCAGUGUAUAAAAAUGAUUUGGUAACUUUACAUAGUGAUAUUGCUAAUGAAAAUGAAAAAACUAUCACAUUCAUGGAACUACCAAAGCAAAGAAGAAAAACACUAUUGACUGAUCCAACAAUCGAAUCUAUGGAUCUACUCGAUCAUAUAAUAGAGAAUGUAGAUCGUAAUCCACGAAAUAUUUUAAUUACAAUGCCGAAGAAUGCUCCUAUUGACGAUGAUACUGCAAACUUGAAGAUGCAUCUUAUCGAUCACACUUCUUGCUUUGGUAUGGGUAAAUUGAAUAUCAUUAGCCUUGUGGCUUGCAAGUUGCAUAGUCCUCAUCUGGCAGUGGUUAAGUUUGAUCCGAUAGAAAAAGCAAAAAAAUUCGCACAAUAUCUCAGCAAACUGCCAGUAGCUGAUCGUAUUUUAAUGAAAAAAACACUGAACCGUUUUGCAGCAAUUACCGAUGAACAAUUUGAUAAUUGGUAG